AUGACCGACAUUCAGGCAAGACUUCUACCAUUACGGGUACUAAGACCAAUAAUAACAAAGAGUGAAUUACUAGAGAUUAUUGAAAAUGCCAUCCAAAAAAUCAAACUGAUUCCGCGCAUUCCAAUGGUUCCUACUGAUUUGCCCUUUACAUUCAAACGACUACAGUUUCCUGUGCGUCUUGCUUUCGCGAUGGCAAUCAACAAAGCCCAAGGGCAGUCUUUGCGCGUUGCCGGAUUAAAUUUAGGAAAUCCAUGUUUUUCGCAUGGUCAACUGUAUGUUGCUUGCUCCAGAGUAGGAAUUCCAAAAACUCUUUUUAGUGGACCAAAAGCUAUAAGGGUCGUAAAUAACGUGUCCAAUGGAGCUCGACCGGCGGUUGUGGUUUCGUUCAGGGGCGGCUUUCACUAA
This is a messenger RNA of Zophobas morio, 405 nucleotides long. RefSeq lists its product as uncharacterized. The transcript is spliced from 4 exons. The coding region runs from base 1 to 405 and encodes 134 amino acids. Gene Ontology annotation, cellular component: replication fork. Gene Ontology annotation, biological process: DNA replication. The record is from RefSeq and is a predicted model, not a curated record. Lineage: Eukaryota; Metazoa; Arthropoda; Insecta; Coleoptera; Tenebrionidae.